Messenger RNA from Dipodomys ordii (Ord's kangaroo rat), 658 nucleotides. Its product is annotated as dentin sialophosphoprotein-like. NCBI's taxonomy places the organism in Eukaryota, Metazoa, Chordata, Mammalia, Rodentia, Heteromyidae. The record is from RefSeq and is a predicted model, not a curated record. The transcript has 2 exons. The annotation marks the transcript as partial.
UCACAGCGGGACACAGCGGGACACAGCGGGGACACAGAAAGGGUACAAGGAAACAGUGACAGCAGGGAUAGCAGGGACAGUAGUGACAGCAGUGAAAGCAAAUCAGACAGCAGUGACAGCAGCGAUAGCAGUGACAGUAGUGACAGUAGUGACAGCAGCGAUAGCAGUGACAGUAGUGACAGCAGUGAAAGCAAAUCAGACAGCAGUGACAGUAGCGAUAGCAGUGACAGUAGUGACAGUAGUGACAGCAGUGACAGUAGUGACAGCAGUGACAGCAGCAACAGUAGUGACAGCAGUGACAGCAGCAACAGCAGUGACAGCAGUGAUAGUGAAAGUAGUGAUAGCAGUGACAGUAGUGACAGCAGUGACAGCAGUGACAGUGAUGACAACAGUGAUAGCAGCGAUGACAGCAGUGACAGUGAUGACAGCAGUGAUAGCAGCGAUGACAGUAGUGACAGCAGUGAUAGCAGCAACAGUGAUAGCAGUGAUGACAGCAGUGACAGCAGUGACAGCGAUGACAGUAAUGACAGCAGUGACAGCGAUGACAGUAGUGACAGCAGUGACAGCGAUGACAGCAGUGACAGCAGUGACAGCAGCGAUAGCAGCAACAGUGAUAGCAGUGAUGACAGCAGUGACAGCAGUGACAGCGAUGACAGCA